UCAAGCCUGCAGAUUAAAACAGUAUGUAAUGCUGUAUGUAUUAGUAUUAGUAAUGUGAUAUGUGUGAGAAAUAAAAUGAAAGGAACAUAACAACAGUAAGUGAUUAACAGAGAGAUAUAGAUGUUGUCUAAACAUCAACAAGACUUGCAAGUGAUAUUUUAAGAUAAAGAGCUGAAUGUAACAGGCAGAAUUACUGAACUGGUGCAUAAUUACAGAACUGGCAUCUACGCAGCCCCUAAUUGGUCAAUUAUGUUGUUUGCCAUCUCUCCCUGGUGAGGGAAAUUGUUUAUUUAAUGGACUGACCCCCCUCCUCCUUCUUACUUUGCUUCUCUUUCCUCUCCUUGGACAUCACAUGUGACAUACCCUCCCUCAUCUCCUGGACUCUUCUAAAGACUUUUAUUAAGCCUCAGCACAUGGGCAUGAAACAACUUAAACUGCAUGAUGGAUAAUUUUUUUGCAGUAGGACAAAAGCAAGUCAGUGAGCAGUGACCAGAUUCUGAGUGGAGUGUUUGCUUUACUUGCUGCCUCAGAGAGUGGAAAAGCCAUAUUGCAAAUAUAAUUUCCAUUGUAAUGGCAGAACCUGGGCAGGCAGAGAUCAGUAUGGAAGAACUGGCAUUAGACAUUGAAACUUCAGAACGGCACAGAUCACUGCCUGCACAACCUCGUCAGGAUGAUAACUGGGGUGAGACUACAACAGCUGUCACUGGCACCUCAGAACACUCUCUGUCUCAGGAGGACAUUGUUUGUAUCAGCAAAGACCUCGACGACAGCGUGGGCCUAGACUGCAAACAUUAUCUAAAUGUGGCUCUGUCUGUCAUCCUGGGACUCGUGGUUCUUCUGACUCCACUUGCCUUCCUUAUCCUGCCUCACCUCCUCUGGCCUGAUAGACUGAGAGCCUGUGGAACGGCCUGUGAAGGUCUCUUCAUAUCUGUGGCAUUUAAACUGCUGAUUUUGUUGUUGGCAGUGUGGGCUCUAUUCUUCAGGCCACCCAGGGCUGGUUUACCAAGAAUCUUCAUCUUUCAAGCCUUAUUAGCCACAUUGGUGCUACUGUUUGUGCUUUCCUAUUGGUUGUUUUAUGGAGUACGCAUCCUGGACUCACAGGAUGAAGACUAUCAAGGGAUUGUACAGUAUGCUGUUUCACUAGUGGACGCUCUGCUCUUUAUCCACUACCUGGCCGUUGUGCUGCUGGAGCUCAGGCAGUUACAGCCGUUCUUCUCUCUGUGUGUCACCCGCUCCACGGAUGGAGCAACACAACACUAUAACUUGGGUCAACUCAGCAUUCAGAGGGCAGCAGUGGUUAUCUUAGAGAACUACUACAAAGACUUCCCUGUCCAUAACCCCGCAAUACUAACAGCUUCCAAGUCCCGCACCACCAAGCACCUGGCAGGCCUCAAAGUCUACAACGUGGAUGGUCCGGGAGGGAAUAAUGGAGCUGCAGGUAUAGCCCAGUCUCAGUCUCGAGCAAUGAUUGCUGCUGCCGCCCGCCGCAGAGACAGCAGUCAUAACGAACUCUACUAUGAAGAGGCCGAGCAUGAGAGACGUGUUCGCAAACGCAGGGCUAGGCUGGUGGUGGCAGUGGAGGAGGCAUUUACACACAUUCAUCGCAUGCAAGAGGCGGAGCAGAAGAAGGCAUCUGUUGACGUGAUGGACCCACGUGAAGCAGCUCAAGCCAUCUUCCCUUCCAUGGCCCGAGCACUGCAGAAAUAUCUCCGCACCACCAGACAACAGCACCUUCACAGUAUGGAGAGCAUACAGCAGCACUUGGCCUUCUGCAUCACAAACAACAUGACACCCAAGGCAUUUUUAGAGAGUUAUCUGACCACAGGCCCUACACUGCAGUAUGGAAAGGACCGCUGGCUUGCUAGGCACUGGACCCUUGUCAGCGAAGCCUCAGUUACCAGUGGUCUGAAAGAUGGGACCAUUUUUCUGCUCAAAUGCAUUGACUUUAACUUAGUGGUCACUACCAAAAAGAUACCUUAUAUUCAGCUUGCUGAAGAAUUCAUUGACCCAAAGUCACACAAGUUUGUGCUUCGACUGCAGUCUGAGACUUCAGUUUAGAGAUUUUUUGUUUUUUUUCAGCAAAAACUUAUUUUCUUCUGGGAUGUAUUUUUGUUUGACUUUCAAAUAAUAUAUAUGUAUAUCAAAUAUUGCAAUAUAUUCUUUAUACGUU
Molecule: messenger RNA, 2170 nt
Organism: Carassius auratus (goldfish)
Lineage: Eukaryota; Metazoa; Chordata; Actinopteri; Cypriniformes; Cyprinidae
Product: vang-like protein 1
Exons: 7
Coding region: 571-2058 (495 amino acids)
Biological process (GO): multicellular organism development
Cellular component (GO): membrane
Source: RefSeq, a predicted model, not a curated record